Molecule: messenger RNA, 1452 nt
Organism: Pyrus x bretschneideri (Chinese white pear)
Lineage: Eukaryota; Viridiplantae; Streptophyta; Magnoliopsida; Rosales; Rosaceae
Exons: 8
Coding region: 134-1135 (333 amino acids)
Source: RefSeq, a predicted model, not a curated record
UUACACCAGUUCGGCAGGUGGCCCUGCAGUUUUCUGAGUGACCACAUCCAUUAAAAAUACCAAAACCCCAAUAGACAAACAGAUAAAGAAACAGCGAAGUGAAGCUGCUGGGGCUGGAAGAUUGAAGACAGCAAUGGCUCUGUUAAUAAAUAGCCUGCUAGUCCUACCCGCGCAACAACUCGGUCUGAGUCGAACUCACUCCGCUGCUACGAGUUAUCUCAACUAUUCACAUCGCUGCAGAGCAACAUCCUCCGUUUCGCUUCGGUUCUGUCAUGGGAACCGAAAAGUCAAGACCAAAGCCUCCAACGCAGAUAACCAAGAAGUCAAAUUGGAAGAGAAAAAUGAGGAGGAGGAAGAAGAAGAAGAAGAAUUUCGGGUACUGACGGCCAUGAAAAGCGGUUUCAACGACAUUGUGAUCGUCGACACUCCGAAAUCGAGAAUGCUGCUCCUCGAUUCUUCUCAUAAUGUGCAUAGCAUUGUUUGCAAGGACCAGAAGUGGACUGCUUCCUACUGGUCUUUGUAUUUGUGUUGCAUUGUGCAGGAUGAGUUUGCUAGCUUGCCUGCUAUUGUUCCGAAAGGUCCUAUUGCCAUCCUUGGUUUGGGUGGUGGAACAGCUGCUCAUUUGAUGCUCGACUUGUGGCCGUCAUUGCAGCUUGAAGGUUGGGAAAUUGAUCAAAUUUUGAUUGAUAAAGCAAGAGAAUAUCUUGGGCUGUCUUAUCUUGAGAAGCAUACUCAAGCUGGUGGCAUACUUAACAUUCAUAUUGGCGAUGCCCUUUCUCCUUCAGUUAAUAUUCCUGGAGGAUAUGCUGGCAUUGUCGUUGACUUGUUUUCUGAUGGAAAUGUUUUGUCACAGUUGCAAGAGGUUACAACUUGGUUGGAAAUAAAGAAUAAAUUGAUGCCGAAUGGCCGCCUAAUGGUGAAUUGUGGCGGCAUAGAUGAAGCAUCUGAUGUCAGAAAGGAAGCAGCUCAUCCAAAACAUAUAUCCACCGAUGAAAGUUGGCUACAAAAUUCUACUAUCAAGGCAUUAUCUAAAGCAUUCCCUGGACAAGUAGGGCUUUUUAGGUUAGCUGGAAGAAAAUGCCACAAACUUUUGGUGAAAAUUAUCUUGCACUUACGGGACCUUUGCCAGAGGUGACUUCAUGGUCUGCUGCAGUAACAGGUCCAUUGACAGACAGUGUGAAACAAUGGAGACCAUGCGAACCUUGUUCUUGGAGAUAACUACGGUGCAUCCCCAAAUCGCACGAUCACAAAGAACGCUGCAUCCGCUGAGGUUUAAUCCGCCGAGCAAAGGUUGAAACAGCCUAUACCAAGAUGUAUACAUUAUCUGUAUCUUAAGCUUACAACUCGAUUGAUUGUAGUAACUUGGUCAAUUGAAGAUUUGCUCCACUGUAUCAGUUUUUGCUCCAUGCAUCACAAAUAUAUAAGAUGAGAUGAGAUCAAGUGUUAGUGUUA